Bombus impatiens (common eastern bumble bee) is the source of this 2614-nucleotide messenger RNA. It is a transcript of the gene P58IPK, whose product is annotated as dnaJ homolog subfamily C member 3. The transcript has 6 exons. The coding region runs from base 228 to 1676 and encodes 482 amino acids. Gene Ontology annotation, molecular function: protein-folding chaperone binding; misfolded protein binding. The record is from RefSeq and is a predicted model, not a curated record. Gene Ontology annotation, cellular component: endoplasmic reticulum. NCBI's taxonomy places the organism in Eukaryota, Metazoa, Arthropoda, Insecta, Hymenoptera, Apidae. Gene Ontology annotation, biological process: protein folding in endoplasmic reticulum.
GUGUAUUAUCUGGAAUUGGAAUACAGGGGAUCGUAACCGCUGAUGACGAAACGCCAAUUCUGUUGGGAGUAACUUGGACCAAUCGUAUAAGACCACGAUCGCAAUGGCGGCGUGGCUGAACAGUUUUGCGUUAUCGGGUGGUUAGGUAGAGGCUUCUAAAGCCAGCAAGUUUGUUUUCUUAUGUAUUAAAAUAUUCAUAUUAUCGUGGCUCAGUUUUUUAUUCAGUCAUGUAUCAUUGUGGUUUAUUAUUGGUCUUAUUGGAUCUGUCUUUGGAUGUGGUUGGGAGUGUUUCUCAAUUAGAAAUUGACAGGCAUUUGGAAUUAGGUAGAGAGUUUUUAGCAAAAGGACAGUUACAGGAUGCGCUGUCACAUUAUCAUGCAGCUGUUGAGGGAGAUUCAAAUAACUAUCUAACAUAUUAUAAAAGGGGCACAGUUUAUCUAGCAUUAGGUAAAGCCAAAUUUGCGCUCCUUGACCUUGAUAGAGUCUUGGAAUUGAAGCCAGAUUUUACUUCCGCCAGAUUACAACGUGGCAAUGUAUUGCUUAAACAAGCCCAAUUCGAUAAAGCAGAGGCUGAUUUUCGAGAUGUUUUAGCAGUCGAACCGCAGAAUUCAGAUGCCUAUAAUGCCUUAUAUAAAAUAGCACCUGUCCAAGAAGAUUUGUUAGUUAUAGACAGAUUAAUGGUUGACGGUGAUUAUGCAGCAGCUGCGCAACAAAUUUCCAGAGUUAUCGAAGUAUGUCCAUGGUCGGCUGAACUUAGGGAACGUAGAGCAGAAUGCUACGAGGCGCUUGAAGAUUAUGUUAGCGCUAUUUCUGAUGUACGUUCUACGACCAAGUUACAAUCCGAUAAUAUGCAAGGAUUUUUAAAAUUAGCCACCUUGCAUUAUCGUCUUGGACAAGUCGACGAAUCUUUAAAGGAAAUUCGAGAAUGUUUGAAACUUGAUCCGGAGCAUUCAAAGUGUUUUUCAUUUUAUAAGAAAGUUAAGAAAGUGGCAAAACUGUUAACAGAUUCGAAUGAGUACGAAAAUGAAAGAGAUUACGCUAGUUGUAUAGACUCUGCUCAAUCUGUACUUAAACUCGAACCGCAAGUAGCUAACGUGCGUUUCAUUGCUCAUCAGCAUCUUUGUAAAUGUUAUACCGGUAAUUCAGAACCAAGUCAAGCAAUAAAAAAUUGUCACGAAGCGUUAAAAAUAAGAAAAGAAGCUGCGGUAUAUUGCGACAGGGCAGAAGCGUAUCUCGCUGCUGAGAUGUUUGACGAUGCGAUUAGAGAUUUUAAAGAAGCUUUAGAAAUUGAUAUGAGUCUACAAAGGGCGAAGCAAGGUCUUCAUAAAGCGCAACAACGACAAAAACUUUCUGAAUCACGAGAUUAUUACAAAAUUUUGGGUGUGCCAAGAACAGCAUCUAAACGUGAUAUUAUCAAAGCAUAUAGGAAAGCUGCGCAAAAAUGGCACCCCGAUAAUUUUCAAGAAGGGGAGGAGAAGAAACGAGCAGAGAAAAGAUUUAUUGACAUUGCAGCUGCCAAAGAAGUAUUGACUGACGAUGAAAAAAGAGCGAAAUUUGAUCAAGGAGAAGAUCCAUUAGAUCCUGAAUCAGGGAAACAUCAACAAGGUUUCAAUCCCUUCCAAGAAUUCCAUCACUUCCAUGGCUCUCCCUUCCAAUUUAAGUUCCAUUUUAAUUAGUAAUUCUUUUCAUCUUCACGGCGUUAGGUCAAAUAAAAUUCCUAAUUUUUCAUAGUAUGAAAAUAUUAAAUCGCUAUGUAUGCAAUAUGACAUUUGCUAGCUGAAAUUUAAUUUUGUUAAUCUACCUCGUCGGUAGGUCAUAUGUCUCGUAUCUGCAUUGAAUCAGAAGACUGUACACGGAAAAUUGUUAAUGAAUCAGUAAGUCAAGAAAAAGUGACCAAUAACUAUAAUAAUAAUAAAUGAUAAACAUAAUAAAUGAUGAAUCGUAACACAUGAUUAAGAAUUAUGUUGUUCGAAUCACACGAACUAUAAAAUAUCCUCUCAUUGUCAGUUUUCAGUCAGUAACUUGUUAUUGAAAUUCAAUAUAUACAUAAUGUAAAUAACGUAUGCAUGUAAUUUAAUAUGUUAGUUAUAAUAAUUUAUAUAAUAUGGAUUGUAAUAACUUUGAGUAAUUGACUUACUGAAUAACUAAUAAACGACAUACUUGAUGCAGACUGAACGUAUAAUUAGUUUUCAGCGAUGUGAAUAUUCGGUACCAUCGAUACCAUAUAGACAUAGAUUUCGUAUCAUUGACAUACGAAACGAAAGUCGUGAUUGAACUCGCAUUUUAAUAAAACUAUAGGAUAUAUGGCGGCGAUAAUGUUGCCGCUACCUAAAUGUUACAGCGGUGGGCUGUGUAUUAUUGAGUUUAGCUUAAAAUCAUGCGACGAUUAGAUGAAGUAAAUACUAUUAAAGCCAUUUUUGGUAAUGUAACGAUCGAGUACAGAUACACUUGAGGUAUGGAUAGCGGAAUCAUGUUACGGAGUGAUUGUAUUCGAAGUUGAUAAACACAUGUAGGACAAUGCUGUGUGCGUGUUGUAUUCGCAUGAGUGUGAGAGAACUUUAUGUAAAUACUGUAUCUCUAAUAUUUGUUUAAAUAUAUUUGAUUAAUUUAUAUA